AAUUCAGGGGAAGAAAAAAAGGCAGACUGCGGAAAGAAGAAAAUGAAGGAAGGGGCUGGCGAUGGAGGGCGGACGGAGCUGAAUCCCUGGCCUGCAUUUAUCAAUGAGCGUUUAGAGAUGUACACUAAACUUAAAGCUGAACAUGAUGCACUUCUUGCAGAAAGAGCUGCAAAAGACAGUAAACCCAUCAAAGUUACAUUACCUGACGGAAAGCAAGUUGAUGCUGAAUCUUGGAAGACUACUCCUUACCAAAUUGCCUGUGGAAUUAGCCAGGGCUUAGCUGACAACACUGUUAUUGCUAAAGUGAACAAGAUGGUUUGGGAUCUAGACCGUCCUUUGGAGGAGGAUUGUACCCUGGAGCUGCUUAAGUUUGAAGAUGAAGAGGCCCAGGCAGUAUACUGGCACUCAAGUGCUCACAUAAUGGGUGAAGCUAUGGAGCGAAUCUACGGUGGCUGUUUGUGCUAUGGCCCACCAAUAGAAAAUGGAUUUUAUUAUGAUAUGUUCCUUGAGGAAGGGGGUGUAUCAAGUAAUGACUUUUCUGCUUUGGAAACUUUAUGCAAAAAGAUAAUGAAGGAAAAACAAGCCUUUGAAAGACUGGAAGUUAAGAAGGAGACUCUACUUGAAAUGUUUAAGUAUAAUAAAUUCAAGUGUCGGAUCCUGAAUGAGAAGGUCAAUACUCCAACUACAACAGUAUACAGGUGUGGUCCCUUGAUAGAUUUAUGCAGAGGGCCUCAUGUCAGACAUACUGGCAAGAUAAAGACCAUAAAAAUUCACAAGAAUUCUUCUACCUAUUGGGAAGGCAAGGCUGAUAUGGAAUCCCUCCAGCGGAUCUAUGGAAUUUCAUUCCCAGAUGCAAAAAUGCUGAAGGAAUGGGAGAAAUUCCAGGAGGAGGCUAAAAAUAGAGAUCACCGAAAAAUUGGGCGGGACCAAGAACUGUUUUUCUUUCAUGAGCUCAGCCCUGGCAGCUGUUUCUUCCUGCCAAAAGGAGCUUACAUUUAUAACACGUUAAUUGAAUUCAUCCGAAGUGAGUAUCGAAAACGUGGAUUCCAGGAGGUUGUCACUCCAAAUGUUUUCAACAGCAAACUAUGGAUGACUUCAGGGCACUGGCAGCAUUAUAGUGACAACAUGUUUUCCUUUGAAGUGGAGAAAGAAAUCUUUGCUCUGAAGCCUAUGAACUGCCCAGGACACUGCCUCAUGUUUGAUCAUCGUCCAAGGUCGUGGCGUGAGCUGCCGCUGCGUUUGGCUGACUUUGGUGUCCUGCAUCGCAACGAGCUCUCGGGAGCUCUCACAGGACUCACUCGAGUACGUCGGUUCCAGCAGGAUGAUGCUCACAUAUUCUGUGCUAUGGAGCAGAUUGAAGAGGAGAUAAAGAGUUGUCUGCAGUUCUUGCGUACUGUGUAUGAUGUCUUUGGAUUUUCCUUUAAACUGAAUCUCUCCACUCGGCCUGAAAAGUACCUGGGGGAUAUUGAAGUGUGGAAUCAAGCUGAAAAGCAACUCGAAAACAGCCUCAAUGACUUCGGUGAGAAGUGGGAGUUAAACCCUGGAGAUGGAGCUUUCUAUGGACCUAAGAUUGACAUUCAGAUUAAAGAUGCCAUUGGCCGCUACCAUCAAUGUGCUACAAUCCAGCUUGACUUCCAGUUGCCAGUCAGAUUUAACCUCACCUUUGUCAGCCACGAUGGUAAUGACAAGACAAGACCAGUUAUCAUUCACCGGGCUAUCUUGGGAUCUGUGGAGAGAAUGAUUGCCAUUCUGACUGAAAACUAUGGAGGCAAAUGGCCACUCUGGCUGUCCCCACAGCAGGUAAUGGUGGUACCAGUGGGACCAACGUGUGAUGAGUAUGCUCAGAAGGUAAUGCAGCACUUCCAUGAUGCUGGAUUAAUGGCAGAUGUUGAUGUAGAUCCUGGGUGCACGCUGAACAAGAAGAUCAGAAAUGCUCAGCUUGCACAGUAUAACUUCAUUCUGGUUGUAGGGGAAAAGGAGAAGGCGAGUGGAACAGUGAACAUCCGCACGCGGGACAACAAGGUGCACGGGGAGCACGCCGUGGCCGACACCGUGCGGAGGCUGCUGGAGCUGCGGGGCGCUCGCUCCCGGCACGCCGAGGAGGAGUUCUAA
Merops nubicus (carmine bee-eater) is the source of this 2112-nucleotide messenger RNA. It is a transcript of the gene TARS1, whose product is annotated as threonyl-tRNA synthetase. The record is from RefSeq and is a predicted model, not a curated record. NCBI's taxonomy places the organism in Eukaryota, Metazoa, Chordata, Aves, Coraciiformes, Meropidae. The transcript has 18 exons. Gene Ontology annotation, molecular function: threonine-tRNA ligase activity; ATP binding. The coding region runs from base 43 to 2112 and encodes 689 amino acids. Gene Ontology annotation, biological process: threonyl-tRNA aminoacylation. Gene Ontology annotation, cellular component: cytoplasm.